This is a messenger RNA of Symbiodinium natans, 771 nucleotides long. The record is from the annotation of a GenBank genome assembly. Lineage: Eukaryota; Dinophyceae; Suessiales; Symbiodiniaceae.
AUGAGGAUCCUCUACAAACGGUUGCGCAUGGGUGCGCCAUGUUGCGCCGUGAAGCUGCAUGUUGAGGCGGAGGCCUGUGUGGCCAAAGAAGAGCUGAGGGCGACCAGGGAAGAGCUCUUGAAGAGUCAGUCACAGGUUGUCCGGCCGCCCUGCACACAUGUCAGCCCUUCGAUCAAUGCAUGGCCAUUGCUGUUACCAUUAAGUUUGGAGAGCUUUCACAUGAGGUCUGGAAUGGGACAGGCGAACCUGUCGACAUUCAGGAUGAUCCGAUGUGAGAGUUAUCAUGCAUGCUGUGGGGUUUGGCCAGGAGUCAAGGCUGUGGCCCUGGAAUUUCUGACAUGUGGGAGUUUCUGGUCUGCUUUGAUACGAGGACGGCACCCCGCGAUCAUCGGCCUCAUCCGAGGCAUGCUGCGCAAGCACUUGGUGAGUCUGUAUACAGCCAAGCUCACACUCAUGGUCGGUUCUGAUCUCCAGAAGUUGAAGGCCGCGUUGGCCGCCGCCCAGGCGGAGGCCUGCGUGGCCAAAGAAGAGCUGCGGGCGACCAGAAAAGAGCUCUUGAAGACUCAGCGUGAGGUGCACGAAAGAGACUGCCAGCUGGUCCGGCUGCAAAUGGAGCGGCUUCAGCUCCAGAGGGGUAUAGUGGACGCCCAGUGGGAGGCGCAGGUCUGCGCCGCUCGCGCCAUCAAGAAGGUGCGCCGGCUGGAUUGCGUUUGGUGGCUUUUGCAUGACGUCAUGCGCAUGGCUGGGGAUGGCACAGUCGCAGUUCGAUAG